ACCCUAAGGCCUAGAACCUUCCACAAUCGUCCAGGACCAGGGCUGAGGCUACAUCCAAUCCAUUUCCCUCAUUUUUAUAACACCGCACCGAUCAACUUUCCUAGCCUUCACUUGGUAAUUCUCGCAUCAGGCUAAUUCAAAACCCUAAUUCAGUCUGACUUCAGAGGCUCCCGAGUAAGGUAGAAAUGGCUUCGAAGCGUCUCCUUCCAACCCUCAACCGCGUUCUGAUCGAGAAAAUCGCCCAGCCUUCCAAAACCAACGCCGGAAUUCUUCUUCCCGAGUCCUCCACCAAGCUCAACUCCGGAAAAGUGGUUGCUGUUGGACCGGGAGCACGGGAUAGAUCUGGGAAUGUGAUUCCGGUGGCUGUGAAAGAAGGGGAGACUGUUCUUUUGCCUGAUUAUGGGGGCACCCAAGUUAAGCUCGGCGAGAAAGAGUUCUUCUUAUACAGGGAUGAGGACAUCUUGGGAAUCUUACACGAGUAAGAUUGCUUCUUGUUUUGUUUUUUUAAGAUCUUUCCAUGGAGUGAUGUAAUGGGGUUGAGAGCCAUUUUUAAAUUGACAAAUUUUAUGUACUGAAAGUUUUUUAAGAAAUGAAAGUAAUAACUUUUUAUAUUUGGAUUCCAAAGAUUGGAUGUGAAAUGUAGAAUCUGACUUUGAGAAAAUAUAGUCUGUCAAAUAAAUCUCUAUUCUAAUUA
Messenger RNA from Humulus lupulus (European hop), 694 nucleotides. RefSeq names its product 10 kDa chaperonin, mitochondrial-like. Bases 186 to 482 code for a protein of 98 amino acids. Gene Ontology annotation, cellular component: mitochondrial matrix. The transcript is spliced from 3 exons. Lineage: Eukaryota; Viridiplantae; Streptophyta; Magnoliopsida; Rosales; Cannabaceae. The record is from RefSeq and is a predicted model, not a curated record. Gene Ontology annotation, molecular function: protein-folding chaperone binding; ATP binding; metal ion binding.